AUGGCGAUCGGAAAAGUCCUCACCGAACGCGCAUGUACCAAGAAGUGGUCCCACAUCUACGUUGAGAAAGAAAUACAUACUAGGGUAAACGACCUUUUAAAUCGCAUAGUGUAUGGCAGAAACAAGGGAGUAUGUCUCCAAGGGAGGAGGGAGCCUCAUUGUACAGAUCGAGUCCGCUCCCCAGAGGACUCAAAUGUCAAGGCCACUUCGAAAUGGAAGUGCUACGAUAAAAUAGCAGUGGAUUUGUUAAAGGAAUAUGUCCGGGAAUUUCACAGGCGAAAAAAAAACUGUCGCUUCAUUAUUUGCCAGGGAGAAAAACUACCCAAUGAAGGAAAAACGGUGGAAGGGAAACAACAAAGAGUAAAGGACACAAGCGACUGUGCGAAUGGCAGGAGCGUGGACAAAGAUGGAGACGUUCCCAUGGUCCAGUUAACCAAACAUACGAACACAUCAAGUUUAGGAAAAGAACAGCCAGAACAGCCAAGUAAGCACCCUCCAGAUAAUAAUUCAAGCAGCAGAAUGAACACGACUGUCAAUUUGAAUCACCUGCAAUACUUAUGGCUCAAACACACGAUGCUUAUAUUUGAGCUUCUAAUUGGAAGCAACCUGAGGGUAGAGGAAAAAAGGAAUUCUCAGAUGACCACCACAGUGCUGGCUCUACUGAAGAGGACACUCAAGGCUAUGCCUCGGGAUUGUCCAGAGAAUGGAAGUGCCAGAGUCGAUACCCUCCUUUCUUGGGCAUACCUUCUGUCUAAGGUCAACAUGGUGGACAAGGAGCUCAUCAUACAGAUGUGCCAUUUUUUUCAGAACCACCUGAAGACACUCACUUCGAUAAACAAGUUCUACCUCCUCAGUUGCAUGAGCAGUUUUCAUUUUCUGUCAAAGAGGUUUCUACGAGUUGGAAAUUACCUGCAGGGUUAUUUUUACAAUUUGUUGAAGAUGGAGCUGGAGGGGCACCACUUACAGGAAGGCGGGGUCAACGUUCGCGUCCACCGUCAUGCGGAGCAUUCAGAGGAGGGGAGAAAACGGACACACGCAGCAGCGCGGUUUGUUAACGGGACAGAUGAGCCAGCCGCGAGAGCAGCCAAUACAGCUGCGACAACACCCGCCCCCCACCCAAGUUUCUGCGCCAGCGAAGUGUGCCAAGUCCUAUUCAAGCAGAAGAAACACCUGACCCAUUUAGACAGGACCAUUUUGAAAAAUGUGCUGAACGGGGAAGUGGCCAAAUAUGGGAAAGUAACUUCCCCCUUCUUUAAGUUCAUCGUGAAGUUAGGCGACAGGGAUUUGCAGCGAUUUUUAUUUGACCGUAUAAUCGAGCACGUGGAGUUGUAUGAGCAGGGAGAGCUGAAUAGCGUGUUGGGCAGCUUUGUCAAAAGGGAGGGGCUGGGAAAGAAGCAGCAGGGAGAGCUAGCUAACGGGGAGAUACAUCAGGCAGGAGAACAGGAUGAAGAGUUUUCCACCCUCGUGCAUAUUUUACUUGAAGCGGAUUUGCACAGUAUGAACCUGAAGCAUGUGUCCUACUUGUACGUGUACAUAAAUAGACUGCUGAAGAAGGAGUUAAGGAGGACAGCGUGUUGGCGAAAGGGAAAGGCUAAGGAUGAAGGCGACUGGGUGGGCCGCGUAGCCACCCAAGAGGGGGGGGCCCAAACGAGUUACAGCCAAAAUGGGUACACAGGAAGGGAACAAGAAGGGGACAUCAACCCUUUUCACCCGUUUGAGAAAAUCCUCGAAGGGGAAGAUGCUCAUGGAGGAGGCGGACUGCCUGAUGGCGCCCCGCACGGGGGGAAUAUUCCCCUCAUGAACCAAGUGAACGAAAAAAUUAUUCUCACUUUAACAGAAAAAAUGUACUACAUAAAAAUGAACAACAUAGUGACCCUCCUGUAUAACACGUGUCCAAUCAUUUCACCAAAGCAAGUGGCCUUUUUAGAAGUCUGUUUUGCGCACUUAAUGGAGGAAAAAUACUUAACGUUUAAUUUGGCCAAGGUGUACCGUUCGGUUUAUCAUCACUUUGUGCAUAGCGGCAUGGAUAAAUCUGAGAAAUGCCAAAUAUAUGUAAGCAGGGCAAAGUGCUUCAAGCGCUCGAGUAUCGCCAACGCUGAGGAUAGAAGCUCGACACUUGCAGUUACGUCACAGCAUGAACAGAAAGUGGAGAAGAUUUUCAGAUACCUCAAGGAAAGGUAUUACCUAAAGAGGGAACAGGACUUGGGGGACAUCAGCACGUGCACCAUCCUGUUAAACGUUUGCCACAAAUUUUUGCUAGACAUGCUCGUUUACUCCUUCCACAGGUCGCAGGGGUGGGGGCACUCCGAAUGGAAUGAGCAGUCCCCUGGGCAGGAGCGAUCACCGGGGGACGACCAGCUUAGGUGUAGCGGCGCGGCGGCGGUGCUCGACCUCGUCCAGCACAUUUACACACACCUGCACUUUGUGAUUGUGACUACCCAGGGGGGGCUGGAAGGAAGGGGAGUCAAAGAGGACUCUGAUGGGGAUGGCUAUGACGAUGGGGAUCACUGCGAUGGGGAUGGCUAUUACGAUGGAGACCACUUUGAUGGCGAUCGCUAUGACGAUGGAGAGGAGCGCCGCCCCCUCCGGCGCAAGCAGUUCCAACUUGCGCUGCUCUACGGGCGUAACAUCGUGAGCGACAUGGGCGUGUACGUCGACGCAGUGGAGCGCGCCUUUCGGUUCUGGGGCAGCGGUGAGAACGCCUUAAGAGUUGGUCACCUCAACACUGCGCCGAAUCGGCUUAACCAAAUCGACAGAUCAGGUGGGAACGAUAUGCCCAAGGAAAUUACCCUCAAUGCGGACCCCCUGUGUAGCUUCCACGAUCUACAGAAUGAUCCAAUCGACGUACAGAAGGUUCGUCACCUGAUGCACUACGUGAGUUAUGUGUGUACUUCUAUUUGUGAACGAAUGGGCACAGUUGAAGGGGAGAAAACGUCGAAAAGGAUGUUGUGUAGGGGGGGCUGA
Plasmodium inui San Antonio 1 is the source of this 2964-nucleotide messenger RNA. RefSeq lists its product as hypothetical. The transcript has a single exon. The coding region runs from base 1 to 2964 and encodes 987 amino acids. The record is from RefSeq and is a predicted model, not a curated record. Lineage: Eukaryota; Apicomplexa; Aconoidasida; Haemosporida; Plasmodiidae.